AAUAUCGCAACAAAUUAAAUGAUAAAAUUUUAAAAAUCGGAUCUAAAAAGUUCCUAUUCUAAAUCUGCGAUAGACCCGCCCCUCCAAUUGGUUCCUUCUCACUCCUAUAAAUUCCUCUGUUUUUCCCCUGUUUUUGCUCUGUUUUUUUUUUACUACAACAACAAUAAAACUUGCACUAUGUCUCAAAAUCUUGAAGAUGUGAAUAGUUGGAGCUUUAUACAAAUCCUCAACAAUCCUUCUACUUAUCAUCAUCAAAUCGAUUAUAAAAAAGAUGAUAACGACGUCUACAUUCAUCCCUCUACGAAGCUAUCUUCUCUCGUCAUGAGCACGAAAAGCUUGGAGAUGUGUACGGAGAGCUUAGGAAACGAGACGGGUUGUUAUUUCAACGAAAGCAUGGAGGAAAGGGAUAUUGCUCGUAGCGUUCAACGAUCAAAAUGUAGAGAAUUCAAGAAAAGAAUUAAAAGAACGAUGAAUUUCCCACCUCCGCUGACUUCAAUCAGCGGAAGUGAGAGGGUUAGAAUAAGAUCUCACCGUGAAGGUGGUCGUUUAGUGUUAAGAGUCGUAAGCAUAAAUGCUUGCAACUCUUAUUUCAAAGCUGAGCGUGCUAAUGGCACGCUCACGCUUUCGUGGCGAAAUAAUAAAGUUGCACAAAUGGAUGAAGAGGCAAAUAGUUGUAGAAAAUUAGCAAGUGAAAUUGGGAUACCAAGAAGGUGUAAAGAAAAAAGUGGAAGUAGAAUUAAAGGGAUUUCAAGUUGGGGCCAAUUUUGGGUGGCCAUUUUCUAAAAUAAUACUUGCAUUACAAUGGUGAUGUUCCAUUUAUUUUACGUGUAAUUAUUUCUUGUUUAUUAUAUUAUGAUAAUGAUAUUCGAUUCAUCUUGCGUGUAAUUAUUCUUUUUUUUCAUAUAAAAGAAUGUAUCUCAACUUUCUAUUGGUGAUGAAA
This is a messenger RNA of Solanum lycopersicum (tomato), 940 nucleotides long. RefSeq names its product protein FANTASTIC FOUR 1-like. The record is from RefSeq and is a predicted model, not a curated record. NCBI's taxonomy places the organism in Eukaryota, Viridiplantae, Streptophyta, Magnoliopsida, Solanales, Solanaceae.